This is a messenger RNA of Colletotrichum scovillei, 1606 nucleotides long. RefSeq lists its product as uncharacterized. The record is from RefSeq and is a predicted model, not a curated record. Lineage: Eukaryota; Fungi; Ascomycota; Sordariomycetes; Glomerellales; Glomerellaceae. Bases 99 to 1340 code for a protein of 413 amino acids. The transcript has 2 exons.
CUCUCGCUCUCUUAACUUCCACAAGUACAGCAGAUAGUCGGGCAAACUGAUCAAGUUCUACGCCGCCAUCUGCUCUGCCAUUACGGCGCCCAGCAGCCAUGUCGGAACUACCCCUCCAAGUACCAACCCUGGGUCGCGACACAUUACCGCGGGCCAUGCCGCGCGACGCGCCUCUUACCGCUCCGGAUGCGGACGCAGUCCCGGCCACGUCGAUCAAGGGAGACGACCGAGCCGAAGCAACUCCCGACGCCGAGGCCGUCGCCGGGUAUCAGAUUUCCCUGCCCAUUCGGACACGGCAGCCGUCCAGGGAAGCGAAGAAGCGUGCGGAUGGCUCUGCGGGGCCGUUCUUUGAGGUCCUCUCAUCCGACCUCCGCUACCAGAUUUACCAGCUGGCUUUUGGCCGCAAGAUUCUACACCUCUACUUACUGUAUCGCCGCAGCCUCCAGCCAGAUGUGAGAUGGAGGAAAGGCCAUCAGCCUGUGCCGGCUUGGUAUCCCCAUUCACCGAGCGUGUCGCCUAUGGAUCCGCCUUUUGCCGAUGCGAGUAUGACACCGCAGUGGUACUGGUGGAGCUGCGUGUGCGGCCCCGAGGACCGGAAGCUCGAGACCAAACUGUCUGAUCAGUGUCCUAGAGGGUUCUACCAGACGUGUGGUCCUAAGGAGACAUACCUGGGUAUACUCCCGUGGCUGCUGACAUGCCGAAGAGCCUACGAAGAGACGAUACAGGUCUUGUACGCGAGCAACACAUUCAAGUUCGAGCAGAGGCUUGAGGCUAUGUAUUUUCCGUACGCCAUCGCUACGCCGCAGCUCAAUUGGAUCACAUCGCUAGAAAUACGCAUACCGGACCGUGAUGAGUCCCUUGUCGACAAAUCGUUAGACAAGUCCCCGCGGCCAGCACCUGGAGCACCCACAAUCACUGAGCUUCGCGCACUGAGCCCCCGAGAUCAGUAUCUGAACAUCAUCAAAAGCAUCGCGCCAAAUUUUCCUGCCCUCCGUCGGUUACACAUUUCUUUUGAGGGCUCCGUUCGUAGGGUCCCGGUUCCUCGACCAAAUGUGACAACACUCCUCAUCUCCACUCUCGGUGAGGUGGACACGGAUGAGCUUGAGUCUCUUAUCUUGGGACCCAUUGACGCGAUGCCAGUCGAGAUCGAGAAGCAGGUUCUGUUUUAUCAAUCACUCUAUACCGCACUUCUUUCAGCAGAGAGCCAAAAGAGCGAGGGCGAGGUCAAAGAAGUGGAAUACCUGCGGAGCGACGGACGCCCUGGAUGGACCAAGUUCUGGCGGUCAUUAGAAUCAGCAGAGGGGAGCAAGACGGGAUACUGGGUUUGCAAGCAUGGCUGAAAAGCCGAGACCGAAGGUUGACAGCCUGAAAGGCAGGCUUGUCUCGGUUCAUGUAUAGGCCCCGUCACACGUCACGGUUCGUCUAAGGCUCGCCUCGUUCGGCCGGCGCAUCACAUUAUACCAAGGCAUUUUCAAGUUCCAAACAGACGUCUGUCAAGUUAGUUCACUUCUCUGAUCACGCAGAGCUGUCCUGGAAGCAAGCUUUCUACUUCGCAAGUGCUGACGCUUUGCGGAGGUAUCGGAAGUGGGGAAGGCGAGGGCACCGC